AUGUCUGUCCAGGGGACAGACAUGCAGGGGUUCGCCGAGGCCUACCUUCCUCUCCCAGAGGCAGCUGAGCAGCUGGAAGGAGGCUGCCCCGAGGGAGGGGCCGGCCCAGGUGCUCGAUGUAGGCCUUAUCAGCCCCGCCCUGGCCACAGGUCGUGGUUCUCCCGGAUGCCAGGACUCGGGGACCAUGCCCUCAGAUCAGGCCCGACACAGCAGGGAGCAUCGUGCCAGCGGCCGUCUGUGCCCCCCACCCCCACCCCCCGCAGUGCCCCCCGUGCCCAGCAGGGGCAGGAGUGGAGCCGUCAGAGGGGAAUCUGUCAGCAAAAGUUUUUUAGAGGCCCCAACGCAUCCUUCUUUAGAAGGGGUUAUAAGGUCUCGGGAGCAACCGAUGCUGGCCCAGGUCACCGGGAAAGCAUGACUGUGAUGAUGGAGCUGCACGAGGAGGUCCUCCAGGACAUGGUCCCCCCUAAGAAGCACCUGCUGCGACACCAGCCCGCCAAUGCCCAGAUGGGCCUGAUAAAAGAAAACAUGUUCUGCACCACGCUGCAGCUCCGGCUUUUCACGAUGGACCUCAACGUGGUGGAGCACAAGAUCACAGCCUUAAGUGUGCUUGUGGCCUGCAAUUAUCUUCUUCAGUCCAGAAAAAAGAUCAUUGCUGUGCUCUUCAAAGCCCUAAAUUCAACCAAUAGUGAGCUCUAG
This is a messenger RNA of Rangifer tarandus platyrhynchus (Svalbard reindeer), 696 nucleotides long. The record is from the annotation of a GenBank genome assembly. Lineage: Eukaryota; Metazoa; Chordata; Mammalia; Artiodactyla; Cervidae.